CUUCGUCAUUCGUUUUUUGUUCUAAUUAUAAUAGCCUCCUUUCAUUAUAUAUAGUACUCGCUACUUUUCAUUCCUUUUUUACUUUACGCGAAAAUAACUGUUCUCUUGUUCCUAUCAUGAGAUUAAUUUGGGGUGUUGCUAUUGCCCUUGUUGCCGGUGUUACGCCUGAUGUCUUGGCCGCUCCCAAGCCAAGUCAAUCCCCUCAGUUGCAAUAUACUGUUACUUGUAAAAAGACCUACACCGUUGUUCCCAAUGAUGUGUGUUAUAAAAUUGCGGAUGCUUUUGGCAUUACUACCAGCCAAUUGAAAAAGUGGAACCCUUCCAUUAAUCCUGACUGUACCAAUUUGUACAUUGGACAGUCGCUUUGUUUGAGUCCACCUGUGACCAAUUCGGCUACCAUGCCUUCAGGCAGCAAGAGUAUCCCAAGCAAACCUGCCAAAACAACCAACGUUCCUAUGCCUACCGACUCGGCCAAUACUUGCUCUACUAAUGACGAUUGUCCUGGUGUUUACUGCUGCAACUUGUUCACGAAUCAAUGUGUGCUUGAUCCCAAAGGCAACAUUUGUGAUAUCCAGCCUACGACGCGUGUGACCAGCAAGACCAUGAGCAAUGGAAAGCCCACGGUGACUCAUGUCACUUCCAAGGUGCCCCGUCCUUCCACAACCCCUGCGCCUUCGUAUCCAACCGGUUUAACCGUUGCCGUCGAAAGCCAGCAAGAUUUCUGCUUGUUUUUGCCCCGUUCGCCCGGUAACAAGGACGACCACGGCGGAAAGGUCGAUCCUGAUGCUAUUGCUGAUUCGGAAAAGAAUGCUGUUGCCUUCUGUACCCGUCCCAACGUGAAUGCUCCUGGCUCUGGCUUGCUUCCUCGCGGUUUCAUUAAAUCGGCCAAAUUCCAGCAGAAUACCGCUGCCGGUUUUGUGCAAGUCACGGGUAAAAUCGAUCGUUCAAAAUACUCUCUUUCCAGCCAAGACGGCGGUGGUCAAUACGACAAUCACGGUGCCGGAUCGCCUCCUCACUCGGCUUGCAAGGGCUACCCCUACUACGUCUCCUUGAUCGAGCCUGAUAUUAAUGGCUUCUGUAUCCGAUGCUGCCAAUCUUACAAGGAUUGCAAUGCCGGAAGAAGUGCUUACGGUUGCCACCGUGUUGUACCUCCAUUGUAAUUUUUGUAAAUGUAUGCCUCCACAAAAUUUUAUAGCCAAUGAUAAGGUUCAUAAUAAUGAAAAAAAAAUUGCCUUCUUUGGGCGCUUUCAAGCCUUUUUUGGGUUUUUUAAUUUUCU
This is a messenger RNA of Radiomyces spectabilis, 1277 nucleotides long. RefSeq lists its product as uncharacterized. The transcript is spliced from 6 exons. The coding region runs from base 117 to 1160 and encodes 347 amino acids. The record is from RefSeq and is a predicted model, not a curated record. NCBI's taxonomy places the organism in Eukaryota, Fungi, Mucoromycota, Mucoromycetes, Mucorales, Radiomycetaceae.